AGGAGUCCUUCUUUGUGGGCAGAAAGGUGCAGACUUGUUAUAAGUCUUUCAACACCUAAUUAUCAAAAGCAAAUUGCAGAGUUCGAGAGUAGUCUGGAUCUGUUGAUUUUUAUAAUCUAUGGAAACAAGUCCCUUCAUCUGAAAACUUGUACGCACCUUGAUUAUUCCAUCAUUCGGUCUGGAUUUGUUGACGAUAAGUGCAAACAAGUGCCCUCAUGACCUGACAGGCUUCCAUGUAACUGCUGCUUGCUUCAGAUCAUGCCCAAUAUUUGUGCAACGGUGCAAGUUUCGAGUCUUGAAGCGUAGGGUUGCAAGAAUUCCCCCCUGCAGUUACGGGUGAACCUGAAAACAGCAUACAAGAUAGAGAACUGGAACUCUGGUUGUGGUAGGAACAAGCCGGCUCCUUGCUAUUUUUAGUUUAGAUUGGACUCUCAUCACGGCAUUGUAAUCUGCUCUUGCUGCUGCGAUUAAUCUAACGGUUCUGAGGCGUUGCAUUUGAAUCAAGACUUCGAUCAAGCUUCCAAAUCUCCAAGGAACUAGUCUUUGACUGUUGAUCUUCCCUUCGUCGAGUCUGUAUUUGUUGAUCAUAAGCGGAGUCAGAUUUGAACUUCCCUCUCUUCACCUCAAUAUUGCUCAAGAACGCUUCCUUAUUUCUUUGGUUGCUUGGAGUUCUCAGCGCUCCUAAGAUGCCACUUGGAGAGGUUUUUCUUGCGGCGUUUCUACAGUUGCUGCUUGACAGGUUGACCCCUCGCGACAUUCUCAACUACUUUGGAAACUUCCGGGGUGUUGGAAAGAAGCUGGAGAAGUGGAGGGCCACGUUAACUACAAUCGCAGCAGUGCUGAGCGACGCCGAUGAAAGACAACGGACUGACGAUGCUGUAAAACUAUGGCUCAAUAAUCUCAGAGACCUUGCUUAUGAUGUCGAAGACAUGUUGGACAAAUUUGCGACUCAAAUGUUGAAGCGCACGAUAGAGGGACGUGAUCAAGCCAGCACGAGCAACAAGGUGCGAAACUCACUUUUCAAAAUUAAAUUGAAUUGGAAUAUGAACUCCGAAAUGAAGAAGAUUACGGAGCGGUUACAAGACAUAUCUGACCGAAAAGUUAAGUUUAGCUUGAAAGAUACUGGGACGUCUGCUAAGGAAUCGCGAAGUCUACCAUGUUCAGGCGUGUUAGAUGAAAAGCUUCUUGUUGGAAGAGAUGGUGACAAAGGGAAGAUUAUUGAAUUGUUGAAAAAGUCUACCAAUUUUGGUGUGGUUGCUAUAGUUGGCAUGCCCGGAGUUGGGAAGACGACACUUGCUCAACUUGUAUUCAACAACAAAGAUGAUGCCAUGAAGGAGUUUGAGCUCAAGGUCUGGGUAUCUGUGUCCGAUGACUUCGAUGUUGUGCGAGUGACAAAGGCAAUUCUUGAAUCAAUGAAACCCCUACCCGUUCAAGUGGAGGAGUUUAGUAAAAUGCAGCAUGAUUUGAGUGAGCAAUUAAGAGGAAAAAAGUUUUUAAUCGUUUUAGAUGAUGUUUGGAACAAAGGUGACCGUGAUCUAAACGAUCUCUGGUUAAGACUUAAAUCCCCUUUUGGCGUCGGAGCAGGAGGAAGUAAGAUUAUUGUGACAACCCGUGAUUUAAAUGUUGCAAAGAUUAUGGGAGCCACUGGAUUUCAUAAUUUGGAAUGUAUGGCAAAUGAUGAUUGUUUGGAAAUAUUUGAGCGACAUGCAUUCGGGGAAGUUAAUAGUGGAAAACCAGUAAAUUAUGAGUUAAUUCGGACAAAAAUUGUUGAAAAAUGUUGUGGCUUACCAUUAGCUGCGAGGACUCUCGGUGGUCUUUUACGUUGCAAAGAAACAGAUGAGUGGGGAGAAAUAUUGGACAACAAACUAUGGAAUCUCGCAGAUAACUGUAACCUUCCCCGCGUACUAGAGUUGAGCUAUCACUAUCUUCCAUCACAUUUGAAGAGGUGUUUUGCCUAUUGCUCAAUACUUCCAAAUGACUACGAAUUUGGGGAGAAGCAGCUCGUCCUUUUGUGGAUGGCAGAGGGUUUGAUUCAACAAAAACCUGACAACAAUAAACAAAUGGAGGAUUUGGGCCGCGACUACUUUCGAGAGCUAUUAGCAAGGUCGCUGUUUCAAGAAUCAAGCAAAAACAAUUCACGAUAUGUAAUGCAUGACCUCGUUUCUGAGUUAACACGAUGGGCUGCAGGAGAAAUAUGUUUUAGGUUGGAAGAUAAGCAAGGUGAUAACUUGCAAAGCACUUGCUUUCGAGGGGCUCGCCAUUCGUCUUUCAUUGCUGGUGAAUUUGAUGGAGUUAAGAGAUUUGAGGACUUUCCAAAAGCUGAACGUUUGCGAACAUUCCUGCCACUUUCGCUUUCAUAUUCCACGGGAUGGUUAAAAUUUUUGUCUCGUCAGGUUACUUUUAAGCUAUUACCACAGUUGCAAUACUUACGAGUGCUCUCGUUCAAUGACUACAAAAUAACUGCGCUGCCAGAGUCAAUCGGUGAUUUGAGGUUGUUACAGUAUCUUGACCUUUCCUACACAUAUAUAACUAGUUUGCCUAAAUCGAUAAGUACUCUUUACAACUUGCAGACAUUGAUAUUGGAACACUGUUACUAUUUGAAGUCAUUGCUUGCGGACAUGAGUAAUUUAAUUAAUUUGCGCCAUCUCAACAACUCAUAUGUAUCUUCGUUGGAAGGAAUGCCUCCAAAUCUAGGUAGCUUGGUGAAUCUCCAAUCUUUGCCUAAUUUUGUGGUCAGUGGUGGAAGUGAUCAAUCAGGAAUAAGAGAGAUAGGGCCCCUAUCGCAUCUCCGAGGGACAUUGUGCAUCUCAGGAUUGGAGAAUGUGACUGAUGUCGAGGAUGCCAGGAGGGCCAACUUGAAAUGCAAGGAGAGGCUUGAUUCGUUGGUCCUAAAAUGGUCUCAUUCAAGCGACACGAGAGAAACGGAAUCCGUUGUGCUUGACAUGUUAGAGCCUCAUACAAAGCUCAAGGAGCUCACCAUCAAGAGUUAUGCCGGAGAGGAAUUUUCAUCAUGGGUUGGAGGUCCUUUGUUCUCUAAUAUGGUGCUUGUGUGCUUACAGAAAUGUAACAAUUGUUUAUCGUUGCCUCCUCUCGGACAAUUGCCUCAUCUCAGGGAACUUUAUAUUAGUGGAAUGAAUGCAGUGGAAAGUGUUGGUGCUGAGUUUUAUGGAGAGCGUAUGUUGCCUUUUCCGGUAUUAGAGACUCUUGAGUUUGUGGAAAUGCAGCAUUGGAAGGAAUGGCUUCCUUUCCAAGCCGAUCACGAAGGUGGUGCUUUCCCUUGCUUGAAAACACUCUUAGUAAAAAAAUGUUCUAAACUGGAGGGUAAACUGCCAGAGAACCUCAAUUCUUUAGCUAAGCUUAAAAUUGUUGAAUGUGAAGAAUUAGUGGUUUCAAUUGCCAACUGCAAACAACUUCGUCAAUUAAACAUUGACGGUUGUAAAGUGUUGGUGCAUACAGCUGCUAAGGUUGAGUUUGAGUUGUUAGAGUCCUUGUGCCUUUCAAACAUUUCGGAGAUGAUGUCUCUGCAAACAGGGGAGUUGUUGAAGAAGGGAUUAACCAAGGUUAGAGAUUUGAAGAUCAGUGGAUGUGAGGAGGUGACGUCUUCACUGAAGAAUGAGGAGGGUAGAUUAUUGCAGCAGUUGACUUCUCUUGGCAGUUUGGAAAUUGAAGACAACUCUCGUCUAGUUGAAGAAUUGGGAAAAGAAGCUGAGGAGUUGCAAAUAUCGGAGUGCAAGCUUGAAUUUCUGGAGUUAAAAAAGUGCGAAAAUCUUUCGAAGCUACUAAAAGGAUUAAAUCAGCUGUCGUCUCUUCAAGAGCUUCGCAUACACGAAUGUUCAAGUCUAGUUUCUUUCCCAGAUGUUGGUCUACCUUCUCUUAAAGACAUCCAGAUUACAUCGUGCGAUUCGUUGAUAUAUUUUGCAAAAUUCCAGAUUCCCCAAAAUCUCAGAAGAACAGAGAUAAAAGAUUGCAAAAGUUUGAAAUCACUAGUAGAUGAGGAGGCUGUUGGUUCUUCUUGGUCGUCUUUUUCUCAUAGUUGUCUUGAGUAUUUACGUAUCCGAGGUUGUGAAUCUCUGAUGUCGUUAUCAUUGAGUGGCCAGCUUCCCAGGACACUUAAACACCUUGAUUUAGAGAAUUGUGACCGACUGGAGCUAAUCGCAGGGGACGGGUUCUUCCGCGACAACACUAAUGAUUGUCUUGAAUAUAUUAGGAUCUGGAAUUGUCAAAAUCUGAAAUCCUUACCGGAUGGCUUAUGCCACCUCAGCAAUCUUCAAACUCUAGGUAUUGGGAACUGUGGAAGUCUUGUUUCCAUCCCGAGACUGAGUGGGGGGAGAAGACCCUCCAACCUGAGAAAGAUCUGGAUCAUCGGAUGCAACAAAUUGGAGGCGUUGCCCGAAGACAUGCACAAUCUCAACUCUCUUGAGGAAUUGAGCAUCGACUACCGUGAAGGUUUGACUUUUCCUCCCAACCUAACAUCACUUGAAAUUGGGAAGGUCAAGAGCUGCAAGUCAUUGUGGGAGUUGGAGUGGGGGUUGCACAGACUCACCUCUCUUAGGGAGUUGGGAAUCCGUAGUACAGACCCGGAUACGGUGUCGUUUCCACCCGACAUGGUACGGAUGGAGACGCUCUUCCCCAAAUCUCUCACUAACCUCUCAAUAGAUGGCUUCCCGAAUCUGAAGAAACUGAGCAGCAAGGGCUUUCAAUUCCUCACCUCCCUUCAAUCUCUGGAUCUUUCCAAUUGUCCAAAGCUAGCAUCCAUUCCAGAGGAGGGUCUGCCUCCUUCACUAGAGCGACUUACCAUAUAUGAGUGUCCAGUGCUAAAAGAGAGAUGCCAACCAGGAAAAGGACGCUACUGGCACAAAAUAUCCCACAUCCCUUUCAUAUGGAUAGAUUAUAAGCAGAUGUGAAGCUGAUGGUCCAGGUUUUGGGGGUUGAGGAGGAGUGGCUGCUUUGGGAGGCCUUCAAUUGGCGACAUCCUGGAUAUUUCUCGGCCAACGUUUCUUCUCUCGGAUUCCUAUGUUUGCUUGCUUCCUUUUUACUUAUCUUUACUAAUUAAUGCAAUCCUCUUUGUCAAUAAAAAAAUGGUAAAAAAACAACUUAGUCUUCUAUCAUACAAAAAAAAUGAUGGACAAUAAUGUAGUUUGAUUUUCACAACUACUACAUCUUAUAUUUUUAGUCUCGGUCAUUCAUUUUCUGUAACACUCAAUCCUACGUGCUAUUCCAUCAACAUAGAUAGCAAGGUGAUAUGAAGCUGAUGGGAGGCCUUCAAUAGGCGACAACCCAGAUUCCUAUA
Messenger RNA from Malus domestica (apple), 5290 nucleotides. Its product is annotated as putative disease resistance RPP13-like protein 1. Gene Ontology annotation, biological process: defense response to other organism. The record is from RefSeq and is a predicted model, not a curated record. Gene Ontology annotation, molecular function: ADP binding. Lineage: Eukaryota; Viridiplantae; Streptophyta; Magnoliopsida; Rosales; Rosaceae.